This is a messenger RNA of Anoplopoma fimbria (sablefish), 1870 nucleotides long. RefSeq names its product tachykinin receptor 1a (gene tacr1a). Gene Ontology annotation, molecular function: substance P receptor activity. NCBI's taxonomy places the organism in Eukaryota, Metazoa, Chordata, Actinopteri, Perciformes, Anoplopomatidae. Gene Ontology annotation, cellular component: plasma membrane; sperm midpiece. The transcript has 5 exons. The coding region runs from base 330 to 1622 and encodes 430 amino acids. Gene Ontology annotation, biological process: G protein-coupled receptor signaling pathway; positive regulation of flagellated sperm motility. The record is from RefSeq and is a predicted model, not a curated record.
GAGAGAGGAGAGGACGGAGCAGAGAGAGCUCAUGUAUAUGUUUGGCCGCUACAAUGUGCGUAAAAGGCGCGUUUUUACGCACAGAGAUAAGUGAUAAACAGAAGGCUAAAAUAUAGUUAUAUGCAAUCGUAACUUCCACGUGUGUUACUUAUACUGAAUCUAUUAUUUCCAAGAAAGCAGAAAGUCUUUAAGUGAACAUUCCAACAGAGCUUUUUUUUUUUUUUUUUUUUUUUUAAACUUUUGUCACUUUGCAUUUGGCACCGGAGUUGUCUUGCUAUGAAUCAUAUCCAAGGGGUUCUAGAGUGACUUUCCAAUCCUAAACAGGCAAAAUGGAUCCUUUAUUCAAUAUCACCAAUGCGCCAAAUUGGACCAGCGGCCCCAACGACACCGGGAACAGGACCGAGUACUGGAACCAGUUCGUGCAGCCGGUCUGGAGGAUUGGGCUUUGGGCCAUUGCGUACAGCUGUAUAGUGAUCGUGUCCGUGGUAGGCAACCUCACGGUGAUCUGGAUUAUUAUGGCGCACAAACGCAUGAGGACCGUCACCAAUUAUUUUCUUCUGAACCUGGCGUUCGCUGAAGCCUCCAUGUCUGCCUUCAACACGGUGAUCAACUUCACGUACGCGGUGCACAACGAGUGGUACUUCGGACAGGUCUACUGCCGCUUUCACAACUUCUUUCCGAUCGCGGCUGUCUUCGCCAGCAUUUACUCAAUGACCGCAAUCGCCCUGGACAGGUACAUGGCCAUCAUCCACCCUCUGCAGCAGCGCAUGUCCUCCACAGAGACCAAGGUGGUGGUGGGAGUGAUCUGGGUGCUGGCUCUGCUCCUGGCAUUCCCUCAGUACUACUACUCCAACACGGAUCAGCUCCCCGGCCGGGUGGUGUGCUACAUCGACUGGCCCGAAUACACCGUGUGCGACUUCAAAAAGAUGUACUAUGUGUGCGUGGCCAUCCUGAUCUAUUUCCUUCCUCUGCUGGUGAUGGGUUGUGCUUAUCUGGUGGUGGGACUGACUCUCUGGGCCAGUGAAAUCCCCGGAGACUCUUCUGACCGCUACAAGGAGCAGCUGACCGCCAAACGCAAGGUGGUGAAGAUGAUGAUCGUGGUGGUGUGUACAUUUGCCAUCUGCUGGCUGCCCUACCACGUCUUCUUCCUGCUGCACCAGGUCUUUCCUGCCAUGUUUGAAGAAAGGUUUAUCCAGCAGGUUUACCUGGCCAUCAUGUGGCUGGCUAUGAGCUCCACCAUGUACAACCCCAUCAUCUACUGCUGCCUCAACGACAGGUUUCGUGCUGGUUUUAAACAAGCCUUCCGCUUCUGCCCAUGUGUCCCUCGAGGCUCUUACGAAGGCCUGGAACUCAAGUCCACUCGCUACCUUCAGACCCAGACAAGCGUUUACAAGGCCAGCCGGAUGGAGACCACCGUGUCCACUGUUCUCCAGGUCGGGGAGGACAUGGAGCAGCCCAAGAUCAAGGCAAUAGCGGCUCCACAACACGGUGGGGCUGUGGUCGGAGCCGGACCAAAUAGCUCCUCCCUGGACCUCACCUCCAACGGGUCAUCGUCCCGGAGCGUCUCCAAAACCGUUUCAGAGACGUCCAGCUUCUACUCGAGUAACAACCUGCAGGAAUAGACUUUGAAAGCAGGUGUCAUUUUGCAAGACAGAGAGAGAGAGAGUGAGUUCAUUGUUCACAUAGUUGCUUUUUGCCUGUGUGUGUUCAUGCAAAAGAACAGCGUGAAUGUGUGUCUGCCAGUGACUGUGGCUAAGUUUUUGAUGAAUACAUUUCUAGUGAUUUCACUGGAACGUCGUGUUAGGUCGUUUGCAAGUGAGACUUGCAAGUUGUUGUUCACUGAGUGCUGUCCUCACCAACAACACCUUCA